This is a messenger RNA of Drosophila takahashii, 2996 nucleotides long. The record is from RefSeq and is a predicted model, not a curated record. Lineage: Eukaryota; Metazoa; Arthropoda; Insecta; Diptera; Drosophilidae.
UUUUGCGAAGCGAAGAUAUCGAGGCGACGGCGUCGUUUGCAUUUAGCGAGCGGCAAAGUGAUUUUUUGGUUCCCAUGCGAAUAUUGGUCAGAAUUAAUCCUCGAGUAAUAUGAAGAAAGCCAAGCCUCUGCUCCACGACCAUCUGAUAACGAUUCGAGUGAAGAAGUACCUCGAGGAGCACAUCGGUGAGACCUACCUGGAUGUGAAGCAGAUGACCAGGGAGUUGAUGCAAAAGUACCCGGAGUACUCGCGACGAAAAUUUGGACCCUUCAGGCAGUUGGUACAUCAAGCAUUUUCCAUCAUCUCCGAUAGCUACAACUUGGACAAGCUAAGCAGCUCCGAAACCGAUUGCAUCAGCGAGGAAUUCGAGGCGCCACCCACCAACAGUGUGAUGAACAACAUGAUGAACAGCCUGUACAGCCAGCCAAGGAAGCCGCUGGCUGCCAAGCCCAUCAGCGAACCCAUCGAUAUAUCCAGUGGGGACGACAACGACGAUGACUCCAAUACCAACACCACCAACGGAGAUGGGCACCCAGCUCCUGCUCCACCGGCAGUUCAGCCGAAUGCCCUGAAACGCCUAAUGGAAGAUCUGCCGGAGACAACGGCGGCCCCCAAGAAAAUUCAACCAGGUGUCGGUCAUAGGGGUAAAAGUCAUCACUCCGAGGAUCGCAAGGAUCAUCGCAAUUUGUAUCAGCAGCUGCAUCCAAACCAAAACCAAAACCGUGAUCGCCAGCGGAAGUUCAAAAAGGAGCUGGAAGUGCACCAUCCCACGGAGAGUUUCCGUGACAUUGGCGGCAUGGAUACCACUCUGAAGGAGCUGUGCGAGAUGCUCAUCCAUAUCAAGUCGCCGGAGUUCUAUUUUCACUUGGGACUGCUGCCCUCAAGGGGUCUUUUGCUGCACGGUCCGCCAGGAUGUGGCAAAACCUUCCUAGCCCGUGCCAUAAGUGGGCAACUUAAAAUGCCACUGCUGGAAGUGCCGGCCACCGAGCUGAUUGGUGGCAUCUCCGGCGAGUCCGAGGAGCGCAUUCGCGAGGUCUUCGAGCAGGCCAUGAGCUACUCGCCUUGCGUGCUCUUCAUCGACGAAAUCGACGCCAUCGGUGGCAACCGCCAGUGGGCCUCGAAGGAUAUGGAGCGUCGCAUUGUGUCGCAGCUGAUCAGCAGCUUAGAUAACCUAAAGAUCAACGAAUUUGGUCAGUCCGUGGUGGUCAUUGGGGCCACCACGCGUCCCGAUGUUCUGGAUCCCGGCCUACGUCGCAUUGGACGCUUCGAUCAUGAGAUCGCCAUACACAUACCGUCGCGCAAGGAGCGCCGUGAGAUCCUGCGCAUUCAGUGCGAGGGAUUGACCAUUGAUCCGAAGCUUAACUACGAUAAGAUUGCCGAACUAACACCUGGUUAUGUGGGCGCUGAUCUGAUGGCCUUGGUCGGGCGCGCAGCUUCCGUGGCGGUGAAGCGUAGGUCCAUGAAGAAGUUCCGUGAACUGCACGCUGCCAGCGAGAAGAACAUGACCACGGUUACUUUGGACGACGAUGAGCCCGUCGAGGAGUCAGGCGACAAGGCUGAACAAGAAACUACUGAGGCUGAGCCAAAAGAUGAAAAAGAAGCUGAAGAAGUAGCUGAAAAAGAGGCAGUGGCUGAAACCGAAGCCGAGAUAGAAGAUGCGGAUGGUGACAAGGAAAAAACCGAUGAUAAUGUACAAGCAGGGGGCGACACAGCCAGCACUGAAUCCCCCAAGAAAGCCACCAAUGGCAAAUCACCGGGGAAACCAGAGGAGGCAGCCAUGGAGGUGGACGAAGAGCCAGCUAAAGAGCCUGAAAAGACCGUUGAGCAGGAAGUAGACUCAUCCAAUGACGAAUACUACGAGCCCACGCUGGCCGAGCUGACCAAUUUUCUGGACAAUCCUCCUGAGGAGUUCGCUGAUCCGAAUUUCUGCCUCACUCUCAUCGAUUUCGUGGACGCCAUUAAGGUAAUGCAACCUUCGGCCAAGCGCGAGGGCUUCAUCACUGUGCCGGACACCACCUGGGAUGAUAUUGGGGCACUCCAGAAAAUUCGCGAAGAACUUAAGCUGGCUGUCCUGGCGCCUGUUAAGUAUCCAGAGAUGCUGGAACGCCUGGGAUUGAAUGCUCCUUCGGGAGUUCUGCUUUGCGGUCCGCCAGGUUGCGGCAAAACUCUUCUGGCCAAGGCUAUUGCCAAUGAGGCUGGCAUCAAUUUUAUAUCCGUCAAGGGCCCCGAGCUAAUGAAUAUGUAUGUUGGCGAAAGCGAGCGCGCUGUGCGUGCCUGCUUCCAACGUGCCCGUAACUCGGCACCCUGCGUUAUCUUCUUCGACGAGUUCGACUCCUUGUGUCCCAAACGCUCGGAUGGGGGCGAUGGAAAUAAUUCAGGCACCCGUAUAGUCAACCAAUUGCUGACCGAAAUGGAUGGCGUCGAGGAGCGCAAGGGUGUUUACAUCCUGGCGGCGACCAACAGGCCGGAUAUUAUUGAUCCGGCCAUUCUGCGUCCCGGUCGCUUGGACACCAUUCUGUACGUUGGCUUCCCCGAGCAGGGUGAACGUGCCGAGAUCCUAAAGGCCACCACAAAGAACGGCAAGCGUCCUGUGCUGGCAGAGGAUGUAAGCCUCGACGAGCUUGCUGCCCAAACUGAGGGUUACACUGGCGCAGAUUUGGCAGGACUAGUUAAGCAGGCCUCUAUGUUCUCUCUGCGUCAAGCUCUAAACGAUGGCGAAUCAAAACUAGACGAUCUGUGCGUACGCAGUCAGCAUUUCAAAGAGGCUCUACAGCAGUUGCGCCCCUCAGUUAGCGAACAGGAUCGCAAAAUCUACGAUAAACUGCGCUUGAAGUACGCUGCACCUAGGGUACCCACCUUCGAUGAUAAGUAACACUCUCAACAAUGAUGGAUUUGUUGUACUAGUCGAUAAGAACACGCGCGAAUCAAAUAGAUUGUGAAUUGCGAGGAUUAACAUAUGAUUUUCAAUACAAAACCGUAAUGUUACCCAAACACUA